AUGUCUGUCUUCGAACGAAAGCGUGCAACGUCCCGUCCCAACUCACAUAACGAUGGCUCUCCCUCCCCUAGUACCGUGGUGUACACCCCCUUGGACGUCGACCGUCAGGUCAGCGCAUUGCUCAACAAACUCACGAUGGCGCGCUUCGACUCGAUCUCAGACCAGAUCAUUGCAUGGGGGAACAAGUCGGAGAAUGAGCAGGACGCUAGGACGAUCAUCCAGGUCAUCCGGCUUGUGUUUGAGAAAGCGACAGACGAGACACCAUGGCCGGAGCUUUGCGCGGGCUUGUGCCGCAAGAUGAUGGAGCAGAUCAGCCCCAACGUCCGCGACGACGGCAUCAAGAACGCCGACGGCAAGCCCAUCGCAGGUGGCCAGCUCUUCCGCAAGUACCUUCUCAACCGCUGUCAGGAGGACUUCGAGCGCGGAUGGGUUGCAAAGGAGGCCCCGGCCGCUGCGGUAGCGACGAAGGCCACCGAGGACCAGGCCGCGAAGGCGGCUGCCGAUGGCAAAGAGGACGAGGAGAGCGCCUUGUACUCGGAGGAGUACUACGCUGCGCAGAAGGCGAAGCGGCAGGGUCUCGGUCUCAUCAAGUUCAUCGGCGAGCUCUUCAAGCUGCAGAUGCUCACGGAGCGCAUCAUGCACCAGUGUGUGAAGAAGCUGCUGGGCAGCGUCGAGAAUCCCGUGGAGGUGGAGAUCGAGCGUCUGUGCAAGCUCCUGACGACGGUCGGCCAGAUCCUCGAUACCCCCAAGGCCCGCGCCCACAUGGACGUGUACUUCUCGCGCAUGAAGGAGCUCUGCAAGAACCCGAACGUCAGCGCGCAGAUGCAGUCCAUGCUGCAGGAAGUCAUCGAGUUACGGGAGCGGAAAUGGGUACCGUCGGCGUCCCCCUACCGGAGUCUGGCAGCCUCGCGUGACCCUGCCAUCGCCACGCUCUAUGAACAGGGGAGUUCGCAUUGCUGGAGUUCUAUGCACUUGUGCUAA
Molecule: messenger RNA, 981 nt
Organism: Trametes versicolor FP-101664 SS1
Lineage: Eukaryota; Fungi; Basidiomycota; Agaricomycetes; Polyporales; Polyporaceae
Product: ARM repeat-containing protein
Exons: 2
Coding region: 1-981 (326 amino acids)
Cellular component (GO): eukaryotic translation initiation factor 4F complex
Molecular function (GO): protein binding; mRNA binding; translation initiation factor activity
Source: RefSeq, a predicted model, not a curated record